This is a messenger RNA of Daldinia vernicosa, 1743 nucleotides long. RefSeq lists its product as uncharacterized. The record is from RefSeq and is a predicted model, not a curated record. Lineage: Eukaryota; Fungi; Ascomycota; Sordariomycetes; Xylariales; Hypoxylaceae. The transcript has a single exon. The coding region runs from base 1 to 1743 and encodes 580 amino acids.
AUGCCAUUUUUUCUGAUUUAUUUAACCGUAUCCCUACUGGUGUGUGUUGGUGCCGAUUUCACGUCUUCUGAUCCUUCGACCUCACUUAGAUCAAGAUGGCCAGGAAAGGAGACAUGGGAAGACGGUAGAGUGCGGCCUUACUAUGCCGUAGACCACGUAAAAGUCAAAGAGGAGAUCGUAUCCCCAAAGACGAUCGUAGAAGUGCUCGACCGAUAUAUGCGCAUCGUUCAGAACCCGGCGAUUCGAACUAAUUAUUAUCUCCGCGCAGUUAAGGCAACAGAAGGAAACUCUGCUUUGUUAUCUCCUUUCUACAGUGCUACGUUUGGAGAGUGGUGGACACAUCGACAAGCCUCUGCUGUACCGGAGGACCCGGUAUGGUUUGACGGUACUUUGGUCGAGGGUUUACUUGAGGCUAUCAAUAUCACUGUCAACUACCACGUGCCGCAGCUACUAUCAGUUCGGCCGGGGUGGCAUUAUGAAAACGAAAGUGAAAUUUACCAAGAGGAAUUGCCGACUUACUUUGCCUCCUCACUAUUUCCAGAUGAUAUAGAGAGUUACGUCCAGGAUGGAAGGUGGGAAGGCGUCCGAACUCAUAUCGCGGCUAGAUAUGAUACACUCGUGUACCUACACCGUAAAUCUAAACUGGCGGGAAGGCAUCUACAUGCGGCUGCUAAGGGACAGAAGCUAGAUGUGCUCGCUGCGACUGGGAGGGCGGUAGAUAUGCUGAUCACACGCGCAAGAAGGAUAGCAUCAGAGCUCGACGAACUCGAUCAGAUUUACGAGUCAUUUAGUAAAAAACCGGAGAGCGCGGACUGGCUCGGAAGCUCCGCAUUAGGCUCUCUUAACCCCCAAUCUUCUAGCUUCAUUUCACGGGUUUAUCGGAAGAUACGAUAUAACAUCUUCACUACGAACAGGUCGAAAAGGCAAGACGUCGAAAACUAUCAGCGUGCAUUGCGCGGUAAUGUUGCUCGGACCUGCGCCGAAUAUUAUGUGAAAUUUCUCCGUGACGAGAACGAGGCUAGCAAUGGUACGAUGGUUCGUCGGGGUAUUCACCAGACGUACGAGGCUCUCCGUUACGGAACAAUGAUAAGUAGGGAGGACAUAGAGUCGACAAUCGAUGGGGUAUUACGAGAGUUGAAAAGGUACGAAAGGUUCAACAAGAACUCGCAGAAAGAGUUAUUACAGAAGAAUUCGCAGGAGGACCGUGUGCAGCGAACUAUCAAAGAGCUCGGCAGGGUAACACAAAUUCGCCAAUUCGCCGAGGAUAUGGUGGCUGCGGCGAACAGCUUGACACGAGAUCUAGACCACGUAGGGGGAUAUCGGCGGGUAGAGGCGGAGAAAGCCCAGGCUCGCUCGCAAGGUCAAGGGUGGUUGAAUUCCAAUGGUAAACUCUUAGACGUGAGAUUAGAAAAAGUAAUAGAUGAGAAGACCGGGCAGGAGAUCACAAUAUACUAUGACUACGAGUACCAGAUCGACAGGCCGAAGACGAUGGGGUCGGUCAUCCGAAGCAAAGCCGACGAGCUCGAGUACAUAUGGCACUCGGUACAGUAUUGCGAGAACGACCUGGCGUACCUGAACAUCUGCGAGGUGACACGAUGGAACUCGACGCAGAAGGCGCAGAAGCUUGAGAAGGAGUUCAGAGAGCGUGCUAAUGCGCUGGACCGUAAGCCGCCGACUUGUGAUGAGCUGGGCAAUUUGGUGUAUUUGAAAAGUAUUUGCAAGGAGAAAUAUCUUGGUGAUUAG